CGGAACUUCUUUGUUCACCUAAGCAAUGCGAAGUGAUGGGCAAAGAAGAGCUUACUCAUGCCCUAUCGAGUUGGUGACACACUCGGUGCCUUCACGGUCGAACGCCUUCUGGGUAGAGGUGCUUAUGGCGAGGUCUUCCUGGUUCGUGGCCAGCUGCACUAUGCCAUGAAGGUGAUUCCAUGCGACCUCGGGCCGAACAAGGAGAUCCCGACAAAGCCUUCCCAUUUCAGAGAACGUGCUCAAGUUGCAGAUCCAACCCUCCAGGCAGCUCUUGCUGAGGCAAGCUUGUUGCAGGAACUUCGAUAUCCACAUAUUGUCAGCUGCGAAGAAAUUCUCUUUGACAUUGAACGAAGCGUAGUUUGCCUGGUGUUAGAAUACAUGGACGGCGGAGACCUUCAUGGUCUUAUCGAACAGCAUCGCAGAGAGAAUGAUCCUUUCGACGGACAUUUCCCUCGCAGAGUCCUGGCAGCAGUUGGAGGCGCUCUCCAGUACAUUCACGAGAUGGGGAUUCUGCAUAGAGACGUAAAACCUGCAAAUGUAUUGCUGUCAAGGAGAUCAUGCCGCAUCAAAUUGGCAGAUUUCGGAAUCGCUAAGCUUGUCGAAGCCGCUACACUCAAAGCGCACACUCUUGUUGGCACGCCAUACUACUUUUCCCCAGAACUAGUUUCUGGUGAGGAGUAUGGUCCUCCUGCAGACUGUUGGGCUUUGGGUGCAGUGCUGUACGAGAUAGUUGCAUUACGCCGGCCGUUUGAGGCCAGCAAUCAGCUAGCUCUUGUUCGCAAAAUCUGCGAGGAGACACCAGCAGCCCUUCCAGCUGAAACAGCAGAUGACAUUUCAGCUGCUGUGGAUGGCUUGUUGCAGAAGGAUGUCAGAAAACGAAUGUCUAUGGCAGAAGUGCUCUCGAUCAGCAGCCCGGUUGCUGCACUCGUGGCACCUUCUUUCCAGGCCAAUGAAGUUCCGACAGAAGAAGAAUGCUAUGCAGAGGAUGCCUCGGCACCCGACUGUGACGGUGGUGACACCUUUGAAAGCGACAGCGAUAGUUGGCACGAUGCUGACCUUGUUACUUCUUGGCGGGCCUCCAAUGCAGCUGGUUUGGCUAGAGCUGCUUUGGGUGCAGAUGAGGAUGACCCCGAAGAACUUCGAUGCGCUUUGCAAGCGCUCCAGAUGGAACGGAGGAGUUUGCCGCAUCCAGACAACGAGGAUCCUGUGCCGGAGGGCUACAAAGCCACAAUUGAUCCGCCAGAUGUGACUCAAUUUGAAGGAAAUUCUAGCCUCAGCCAAAGUGCAGGCACAUCCCGAAGAGGGGUGGACGGCGUUGAUGCACCAGCGUUGGAAUCUUUGGCGCAGGAAAUCCAGGUUCGUCUGAGUGCCUUACGCCAUGAUGCUACUGCAUUCCUGGAAGAGCUCUUUUUAAAUGGUGAAGAUGCAGAGGAGCGCCAAAAAAGUGAGGCACCGAACGCCUUCACUGCCUUCACUGAUGACAACGGAUCCCUUGCAUCAGCUGAAGAUGCAAUAGAAGUGGCAACCACGCUUGGCGUGGAAACUGGUGCGGCAGAAGAAAGGUUGGCAUCUAUUCGGCGCAUGCUGAGUGUUCGUGUUGCUUGGGACGAAGCUGUGCGCUUUUGCUUGCUCCCGCUCCGUGUGAGCUUCAAUGCGCUUCUCCAACAAGUGGCUGCGCGCUUCCAUGUCAAAGCACCGUCGACGUUGCAGCUGUGUUGGAAAGAGGCAGGAGAUUUGUUCCGUUUGGAUGGAGACAUGGCCUGGGAGGAAUGCUUGCAGAGACGUGGCCUUGCUGAGCGGCCUGGUCGAGUGGAGUUGGAGGUGCUGUCCUCAACAGGUCCGCCUCAGAGGCGGCGGAGACGGCGAAAAUCUCCAAAGACGACACGCAGAGCGACGGACAUCGAACCAGGCACUGCGACCUUCUUGGUCACUGGCACGCAGGCCUUGCAUGCCCCCAGUGUUCAGUUGGAGGACCUUCAAAGCAGCCAAGUGCGAGGUGACUGGAAAGCACGGACCCGAUUCCCCAGGGGCAAAAGCAGCGCUGCUGGCAGAGCCUGGGCUAUGUCGACUGGAAGGGAACCGCCCGUCCGAUCUGCCCAACACGCUCCACAGGCACUUCAAGGCGGACAGUCUCGGAAAGGAGACUUGAUGUUCUGCUUGGAGGGCUCGGCCAUUAGCGGACAAAAGCUGUGCACAAGCUGA
Cladocopium goreaui is the source of this 2202-nucleotide messenger RNA. The record is from the annotation of a GenBank genome assembly. Lineage: Eukaryota; Dinophyceae; Suessiales; Symbiodiniaceae.